AUGAAUGAAGAAUACGACGUGAUCGUCCUGGGCACCGGGCUCACGGAAUGCAUUCUGUCCGGCAUCAUGUCGGUGAAGGGGAAGAAGGUUCUGCACAUGGACCGCAACACCUACUACGGAGCUGAGAGCGCCUCCCUCACACCGCUGGAGCAGCUCUACAAGCACUUCAACCUCUCCGGAACGCCUCCCGAGUCCCUGGGAAAGGGCCGGGACUGGAACGUGGACCUGAUCCCCAAAUUCCUCAUGGCAAACGGCCAGCUCGUCCGUAUGCUCCUGAUCACACAGGUGACCCGCUACCUGGACUUCAAGGUGAUCGAGGGCAGCUACGUGUACAAGGGGGGCAAAAUCCACAAAGUCCCCUCCACCGAGACCGAGGCCCUGGCGUCCAGUCUCAUGGGGAUAUUCGAGAAGCGGCGCUUCAAGAAGUUCCUCGUCUACGUCGCCAACUUCGACGUGGACAACCCCAAGACCCUGGAGGGCGUCGACCCCAAUAAGACCACCAUGAGGGCCAUCUACCAGAAGUUCAGCCUGGGCCCAGAGGUCAUGGACUUCACCGGACACUCCCUCGCUCUCUACCGCACAGACGAUUACCUGGAUCAGCCCUGCCUCGACGCCAUCAACAGGAUAAAGCUUUACAGCGAGUCGCUGGCCAGAUACGGCAAGAGCCCGUACCUGUACCCGCUGUACGGCCUGGGAGAGCUGCCGCAGGGCUUCGCCAGGCUGAGCGCCAUCUACGGCGGCACGUACAUGCUGAACAAGCCCAUCGAGGAGAUCGUGAUGGAGAACGGGAAGGUGGUGGGAGUCAAGUCCGAAGGCGAGAUCGCCAGGUGUAAGCAGCUGAUCUGCGACCCCAGCUACAUGAUGGACCGCUGCACCAAGGCGGGUCAGGUGAUCCGAGUCAUCUGCAUCCUGAGCCACCCCAUCGCCAACACGGGCGACAUCAACUCCUGCCAGAUCAUCAUCCCCCAGAACCAGGUCAACAGGAAGCACGAUAUCUACGUCUGUAUGAUCUCCUUCGCCCACAACGUGGCGGCGCAGGGGAAAUACAUCGCCAUCGUCAGCACCACGGUGGAGACCGACUGCCCCGAGAAGGAGAUCAAGCCGGCCCUGGACCUGCUGGAGCCCAUCGAGCAGAAGUUUGUGAGCGUCGCCGACCAGUACGUCCCCACCGACACGGGCGUGGACAGCCAGGUCUUCAUUUCCCGCACCUACGACGCCACGACCCACUUCGAGACCACCUGCGACGACAUCAAGGACAUCUACCGCCGGAUGACGGGCUCGGACUUUGACUUUGCCGAGAUGGAGCGGAAGAAGCAGGACAUCUUCGGCGACGCCACGGAGUAGAGGUCCGCCGCCUCCGCAGAGCUCCGGGUCACAGAUGUCAACGCCGCCGCCGCCGAUGACGAGAGAAAACGAAAAAAAAUAGAAAAGAAAAAAAAAAAACCCAAGAGAAA
Molecule: messenger RNA, 1454 nt
Organism: Salarias fasciatus (jewelled blenny)
Lineage: Eukaryota; Metazoa; Chordata; Actinopteri; Blenniiformes; Blenniidae
Product: rab GDP dissociation inhibitor beta-like
Exons: 10
Coding region: 1-1344 (447 amino acids)
Biological process (GO): small GTPase-mediated signal transduction; vesicle-mediated transport; protein transport
Cellular component (GO): cytoplasm
Molecular function (GO): Rab GDP-dissociation inhibitor activity
Source: RefSeq, a predicted model, not a curated record